Messenger RNA from Protopolystoma xenopodis, 321 nucleotides. NCBI's taxonomy places the organism in Eukaryota, Metazoa, Platyhelminthes, Monogenea, Polystomatidea, Polystomatidae. The record is from the annotation of a GenBank genome assembly.
AUGUCCUACCUUCAGCACCAUGACUACCAGAGUCGUUUGGUCCCCAGGUUAGUUUGGUGUCCAUUUCGUGUCUGUCCAUUGGUCGAGGCGCGUGCUUCAGGCGUCACAGUCGGCCAACAUGUAUCUCGUCGAGGCAAAAGUGAAGCAACGGAUAAAGCGAUUUUGAACUUACCAGGAAAUAGGCAGCGAAAAGGCCUCUUCUUCCAAGUCGACAUGAGCGAACUGCUGUACGUUGGUUGUGAAGAUGGCGGCCCCAGAACCCCGACGCCUGGACUUGGAGGCUGUCGGCGGUUCAUUGAACGCCUCCGAUGGGUCGCAGCU